Molecule: messenger RNA, 3069 nt
Organism: Molossus molossus (Pallas's mastiff bat)
Lineage: Eukaryota; Metazoa; Chordata; Mammalia; Chiroptera; Molossidae
Gene: POM121L2
Product: POM121 transmembrane nucleoporin like 2
Exons: 1
Coding region: 1-3069 (1022 amino acids)
Biological process (GO): protein import into nucleus; RNA export from nucleus
Cellular component (GO): nuclear pore
Molecular function (GO): structural constituent of nuclear pore
Source: RefSeq, a predicted model, not a curated record
AUGGGCAGUUACGUGGGCAAACCGGGACCUCCGCCAUCCCCGGCAGAGGGGCUUACAGAUCUGCCCCAGAGGCCUGUGACCCGCCGGCCCUCUCAGGCCCUUCACCAGGUCCACCGGAUUCAGCACGUCCAUCGCGCCCACCCAGCCCCGAGGCUCAAACCUGGGAGAAGGCCGCGGAACUGGGACCCCACCAAUCCCGCUUCGUGGGUAGUGAAUGAGGCCUGGAGGCGCUUUCCCAUGAAGCAGCCUCAGAAUUCCAUCGUGGGGCCUCUUCCCUCAGACUGGUGGGAAAGUUACUUAAAGCGGACUGUUUGGUCUCUUCGUCACCCCAGGGCAGUAUGGAGCCCGGUGACUAUCAAGAUCACUCCUCCCGAGCCAAGGAGGCUUCUUGCCACAUCCCCACCACAGGCCAUCAGUUUAGUGGAGUCCACACCCUCUGAGAAGCUCCCAGACCCACGUGCAAAGGAGACAGUGCUCAGGGUCCUCAGAGAGUGCAAGAAAGGGAGACUGAGGUUUGAAGAACCACCGUCCCCAUCCCCAGAAAGGUCAGACAGUAAGAAGAGGAGUCCAGAUGCCAACUCAUCUGCAUUUAAGCCUCUGGUGAAAAGUGGAGACCUUGCUUCCUUUGUGCCCAGUCUUGGGCCUCUGAAGAGAAGCCUUGACUCCUGGAGCUCAGACCACAGCUUGAAUGGGAGGCCCCGGUCCUCCUGCGGGAGCUCCUUGGCCGGCUCACACACAGGUGGCCCCCUUGGCUCCAAAAGAAAUGUUAUUACAAGCUCUUAUAGCUCUGCCAGAGAUUUCUCUGAGCCUUGGAAGAGAAGUGUUCCCUGUGCACACCUCCAGAUGCCAGAGUGGCCAGUAAAAAAGAAAAAAAGUCAUCAGUGUCACUUUCCAGCCCCACUGGCACCAGAGGAGUCCCCAGCAUCAUCUGGCAGUACUGGGACACAAAAUGAGGAGAUUCCCCAGCUGCACUCUAGUCCAGGGACCCUGCUGUCCCUGAGCCCACCUUCCCAGUUUGGUUAUACAGUUCCUGCUGAGAACCUGGUCUUGGGAACAAAAACUGGCAUUCAGUGGGGCAACAAAACCAGAAAGGAUACUACAGAGGUCACCACAGAUCCUGUCCCUGAGGCUUGGUCUGCUAUUCCGCCUUCCCUGUCUCUCAUUCUGCCUUCUGCAGGCACAGCUCCAACCGAGGACACAAAUCCUCAGGUGGCAUCUCCAGGCCCACUAGCUUCCCCAAAGUCUAUGGGAGAGGAAGUCAGUGUAGCCCACUCACCUCUGAAGACACCUGGCCUGCCGGCCCUACCUGGGUGCUCACAGUCAGAGCCCCUUCCAGGCCCCUCUUCAAACUCAAAUCCCACAGCUCCUGUCACCCUUCUGAUCCCUGUUUCUCCUACAUCACCAGUCACUAACACUACAGGACCACCUUUGGCCUGUCAGGCUGACAGGUCUGCCAUGCUCCCAAGGCCACCUGCCAUUACCCCUACAGUGCCCUCUACACAAAUGACUUUGCUUGGAAUGGUGAGGAGUCCAGCUUGCCAUCUUUCUGCAUCUGUACCUCUUGCUGCAAUUUCUGCUGACCCCACAUCAAAACCUAUUUGGGGGCCCCCACCCAACAGUGAGACUGGAGUCUCCUUACCUUCCAGAAUCUCAGUCACAGCUGCAGCACGGUCACUUCCAGGCAUCUCAGUACCCACCUUCAAGCCCAUCUCUGGCAGCAUAGAACCACUUAAAACUAUGCCCAUGACAGCUCCUUUCUCUUUCAAGCAGACUUCUCCUCCAGCUCCUCCUGCUUUUACACACCUCUUCCACGACCUGGUCAAGUCUACCUCUGUAGCCACCUCCACCACCACAGUCAGUGCAUCCAAAGACUCCUGUUUCAAGCCACGUCUUGAUUUUGGUGUAGCCGGUGUUACCAGUACUGCAGGCAACACUCACUUUGUCCCUUCCACAAUUCACACUUCCCUUCUUGGGGCUUCUGGUGCCAUCAGGGCCAGCAUCUCCCCAGUCACAGGCUUUGUUUUCCCGCCUCCUCAGCAUUCUACCAUCCCUGUAGUAAACACAGUCAACAUCUUUAACCAGGUUCUUCCCAGCACUGUCCAGAUGUCCCCUAGUAAGAGCACUGCCAAUUUUAAGGGCAAGAGCAGCCCUCUGUCAGCCUCAGCCCUCAUAACCACAAGCCAGCCCACACUGUCAUCGAGCAUCUCCAAUCCAACCUCAGCAUUCACGGUUCCUUUGGGGUCAAGCUCAAGGCCACCUUUCCCACUAUCCCCAAGAGCCACUCCCCAGCCUGCUUUUGGGGCUGCAGUUGGGCAAAAGCAAGGGGCUGCCCAACCAGCCCUUAGCCCAAGCUUCGAUAGCUCAUCUAUUUUAGAAAACUCAACAAUGGCAUUGCCAACCCCAACCCUAAUUCCAACUCAGCCAGCCUUCAGCAGCCCAACACAGUCAGCCUCUACCUUCCACAUCCCUGCCAGCAUCCGGCCAAAUGUAGGCGGCACCCCAGCAAGUUUUCCCUUUGGUCAAGCUAGUGCCACUAGUUUUGGAGUUGUCACCCAGACCCACCAGAGUGGGGCUUGUGGAUCAGUGUUUGGCAGCACAGCCCCACGACCUUUUGCCUUUGGGGGAUUAGUGACUGCUAUGGACUGUGGGGAGUCUGAGGUCAGCAUGACUGUCCCAGACAUGAGCUCCAACUCUGGGGUAUUCUCCAUUGAAGCAACAAGUGGAGCCACUCGUACUGUUACACCCUUUGCAAAAGGCUGGAGUCAGAACACCCAGAGCCUGGCUAGCCAGAGCACCCCUUUUGUGUUGGGGAGGGCCAGCAUUUCUGCAAGAAAGAUUAUGUUUGAGCCUCCUCACAUCACCCCCUUAGCUCAGAGCAUUCCUAUCCCUAAACCAAUUAAGAUAGGCAGUACCUUUGACUAUGGGUUUCCCUCUCUGCCUGCUCAGGGCUCCACUGGGAGAGGGUCUUUCAGAUCAUCAGUCCCUUCAUUUUCCAUUGGUGCAAAACCAAAAACCCCAAAGAAUCGGGAGCAAGGGCAUUCCCGAAGGCAUCAUGCCCACAAGAAAUAG